This is a messenger RNA of Ambispora gerdemannii, 426 nucleotides long. The record is from the annotation of a GenBank genome assembly. NCBI's taxonomy places the organism in Eukaryota, Fungi, Glomeromycota, Glomeromycetes, Archaeosporales, Ambisporaceae.
AUGUCCAUGACUAAAUUCCACGCAGACAUUAGAGCGAUGUCAAUUGCCAUAAAACUAAGAAACCGAGCACGGUUACGACUCGACAGCAGUGGUAUUUAUACCACGUCACUAACGGCCAAGGAUCCAAAAAUAGAUACGGAAAUAAACUCUCCUUCGUCGAUUUUAUCGUUCUCCUCAUCGUCCUCUUCUGCUUGCUCAACUUUAGUAUCAACACCAACAUCACCACCACCAAUAAUACCAUUCAACGACAAAUAUGUCACCCUCGCCAGUCAUCGCCACCACAAUUCUAAAAGAGAACGAUCAUACGUCACGGAUCCCACGUUUCGGUGGAAUCUUCAGAAACCGGUCCCGCAACUGAUUUUGUUCUGGGAGACGGUUUCGUUGGUGGGUUCUGCGAUCGCGCGUAGAUGUGCUGGGUGGCCUUGA